Molecule: messenger RNA, 759 nt
Organism: Sparassis crispa
Lineage: Eukaryota; Fungi; Basidiomycota; Agaricomycetes; Polyporales; Sparassidaceae
Exons: 5
Coding region: 1-759 (252 amino acids)
Source: RefSeq, a predicted model, not a curated record
AUGAUUCAUCUUUUCUCUCUUUCCAGCCUUCUCUUUGCCGCCUCUACUCUGGCGCCUCUCAUUAUGGGCGCAACCGCUGCCGAUAUCAGUGCCUUCCAGAGCGCUUUGGAGAGACGAUAUUCUACUGCACACACUCUGGCACCAAAUUACCAAUUCGAUCCCAGAGACGGCUGGCAGACUGUUAAUGUUACGAACCUCCAGUACAAAUACGCCCGCGAGAACCAAGAUGAAGGUUACGUGGGGGAGAGAAUGUUAGAACGAAGAGUAACCAAGAAACCCACGGCGAAGACAAGCUCUGCGUCGAAGCCCAAGUCAACGUCAGCGUCCAAGUCGUCCUCGGGUGGGGUCGUGGACAGUCUAAGCAAAGUAGUUCAGAGUCUGAAGGCUAUCGGCUCUGCACAGCCCGUAACGAUUACAUGGUACACUGGGAAGGACUUGUUGAACCCUAGCUGCUGGGAGAAGCCAACCUGGCAUCCCACGGACGAUUCGUUUGCAUGUGCACUUACCCUGGAGGGUUGGACCGACCGUCCAGCGUGCUUCAAGUUCCUCGAGCUUUGCAACACCCCGAAGAAGUGUGUUUUUGUGAGAGUGGUUGAUUCUUGUGCUGGGUGCGCCCCCGGCUCGAAGCACGUGGACCUCACCAAAUCUGCCUUCACUCAACUGGCAGAUCUCGGCGAGGGUGUGCUGACGGUUCAAAUGCGUUCGGCGACCAAUCCAGAUGGAUGGCUACAAAAUCUUUGGGGUCCUCAGGAAAAUUGA